This is a messenger RNA of Closterium sp. NIES-65, 2070 nucleotides long. NCBI's taxonomy places the organism in Eukaryota, Viridiplantae, Streptophyta, Zygnematophyceae, Desmidiales, Closteriaceae. The record is from the annotation of a GenBank genome assembly.
AUGGGUAAGACGCGUGGUAUGGGAGCCGGGCGCAAGCUGCGCAACCACCGGCGCAACCAGCUGUGGGCGGACAAGCAGUACAAGAAGAGCCACCAGGGCAACGAGUGGAAGAAACCCUUCAUGGGCUCGUCUCACGCCAAGGGCAUCGUGCUCGAGAAGAUUGGUAUUGAGGCGAAGCAGCCUAACUCCGCUAUUCGUAAGUGCGCGCGAGUGCAGCUGAUCAAGAACGGCAAGAAGAUCGCCGCGUUCGUGCCCAACGACGGUUGCCUCAACUUCAUCGAGGAGAACGACGAAGUGCUCAUUGCCGGAUUCGGACGUAAGGGGCACGCUGUGGGAGAUAUUCCCGGUGUGCGGUUCAAAGUGGUGAAGGUGUCCGGUGUGUCGCUGCUCGCUCUCUUCAAGGAGAAGAAAGAGAAGCCCCGUGCCACGUCAGACGGCUCAUCUCCCUCUGCAGCCACGUCAUCCUCCGCGUCAUUCUCGGAGCCUGCCUCGCUGCUGGAGUACGAAGAGCAACUGCUGACGUGGCUUCGACAGUUUUCCGACGAGCUCGCGAGUCGUAUCACCGAGAUCGACGGCCGGAUCGACGGCCUGCUGAUCGACGCGACUCGGGUGGACGCGAAGCUUCGUGUGGCCGAGGCGAAGCUGCAGUGCGCUCCCGUGAUUCGCGGCGCCGUUCACACCAUCUCAAUCCCAAAGCAGCCGCGCACAAGUCAGGCGCAAGGCGAGCUUAGCGGGAGGACGGGGAUGUCUACAGCGAGGAUAUCAAUUGCUCAGAAGAAGCGGAACGAGAAACAGAAAGAGAAGCAAAAGGAGGAGCAGAAAGAGAAGCAGAAGGAGAAGCAAAAGGAGGAGCAGAAAGAGAAGCAGAAGGAGAAGCAAAAGGAUAGACAGAAGGACGAGCAGGGAGGAAAGAGAGGAGGGGGUUUAAGCUUUGAGGAGCGUGUUCAGGUGAAUUAUCAGGUGGCCCUGCAGCUAGGGUUUCAGGCUCUGGAAGGGAUACGAGAGGAAGGGGAGAGGGAGGAGCGGAGGAGAGGAGGAGGGCGAAAGCAGCGUGGUAGGGGACGCGUGGCUGGUGGUUCUUCAGCUUCUGCUGCUGCAGUUGCAGCAAGAGGUGUGACAGAAGGAGAGGCAGCAGGAGCAGCAGCAGGAGUAGCAGCGAGAGUGGCGGCAGCGGGAAUAGCAGCGGCAGCAGGGGCAGGAGAUGGCUUUAGCGCUCAACAGCAACAGCAGCAGCUGGGGCGGCAGCAAGAGGAGGGCCAGGAACAGCAGCAGCAGCAGCAGCAGCAGCAGGAGGGGCAGGUGACUGUAGUUCCAGAGGACACGUGGAGUGACAGUGAUGAGGGUGGUGAUAAUGAGAGCAUUGACAGUGACAGGAGCGGUGGCAGCCGUGACAGUAUCGAGGGGGACACUGGCAGCAUGGAGUCUGGAUUCGCGAGCAGUGAAGGGGGCAGGACGGCUGGCUCUCAAGCCAGCUCUCGCAGAAAGACCCGAGGGAUGGACACUCGUCGUGGGUUUUACGGUGCAGCAGAAGAGAGCCAGAGCUAUUACAGCCCAGAGCUGUCAUCUGCUGCUGCUGCUGGUGCUGGUGCUGCUGGUGGGGCGGCUGUGGGUGCUGCGUCUCCUCUCUUUCCGCCCUACAGCAGUCAAGCAGCAGUCGUUUCUCCCUUCCCUGGCCGGCCAGAUUCUCUCGCUGCCCUCGCCUCUCUCUACGAUUUCACCACCGCUAUCCCCACCCCCUCCUCGCCCCCUCCCUACUCUGAGCCUGGGGAUUUGCCUGCUGGGCUUGCCAGGCAGAAUCUUGCACCCGCUGAAACACCUGAAGCGUCUGCCUCUGUUGCUGGGCACCUGGCUGGUGAUCAGCUCGCGCUGCCUGGUGUCUGGUCAGGUGAAUUCCCAGGUGAAUCAGGGACUUUCCCAGGUGCUGUUCCUGUCCUGCCUGGGUCGUCCCCGUCUCCUCCGCCCUUCCCUUCAACCUCGCUCUCUCUCAUGGAGCCGUCUGGAUGGGCUGUUGACAACUUCAGGUCCCUGCUGGAGCAAGCACUCAGAGCACCGGUUGCUGACAGCACUUGA